GUAUAUGUAUAUAUGGAAAGGUGCAUAUGUUUAAUACUAAAAAUAUUCAUAAAUUACUAAAACAAUAAAGAAAGAUGCACUGUAAGCAAAAUACACAGGUUUUAUAUGAAACCUAAAAUUUAUCGCUAUGCCUAAAGCACAUAUACUUAAAAGUAGCCCUAACUAUGGUGCCAUAUGUAUGGCCGUAUACGAGCCAUUUAAACCAUAUUAUAUCAACAUCGUACCAAACAAUUGUUUCUUUACACGCCCAUUACUUACUAAUUCGAUUUUAUUUAUAUUGUGACACGAAUAAAAUCAAAUUAGAUAUAAAAAACAUUUUUUCCGACCCGAGGAACUUACAGAAUAAGUUAUUAUUAUCAAACGAAGUAUUGAAAAACACCGCGCAGCUGCGCGUAUAGAUACAUGCCGUGCCGCGCGGUCGAAAAAACCGGUAGCUAAGUCAAUGGACGACAUUCAAAGUAUUCUUUAGCAAAAGGGCGCCGUUUACUUAAGUUAGAUCUCGUGUUUAUUUUUGUUAUCGCAAAUCGCGGUCAGUUCUCAUAGUAACUGUUAAUGCUAUCAAUAAUGUGGGUAAUUCUAAAUUGCAUUCUUCUGGGUAUACCGGCGGUUUAGUUUUGAUUUAUAACCGUUACUGUGCUGUUCUUUGUUAGUCUUAACGCCGGUGUUUGGAUUUGAACUGUUCUUUUUGAAAAAUGACUUCGAAAAACGAGAUAUCUGAGGAAUUGGCUAGUAGAAUGAACUCUGCAUUGUCAUUGAAAAUUGGUAAUGAUGACCUUGACGAAUCAACGAGUCAGUCGGAAAACGAGUCUGAUAGUGAAUGGGAGACUAUGUCGGAGAGUGAAUGGAGUAUUUCAGACAGUGAUUGGAGCAUCGGGGGCGACACAGAGAGCGGAUCGGAUACGGAAGAAGAGUUCUCGGCCUCGUCAGCCUCGUCGGCCACACCGUCGUUACUGCAAUGGAGCGACGAAAUACGAUCGGCAAAAGUAUGUCCGUUCAAAUUGAAACCGGGCCUUAAGGAAAGCUGCGGGAAAUCUCCGGUAGACUUCUUCAAAUUGUUGUUUACUAGAUCGCUAUUUGAGUUUAUAGUCAACAAUAUUAACAAUUACGCAAUGAAAAUUAUAAAUCAGAGUCAUCAAGGUAGACGAUUUAAAGAGGUGACAGUGAACGAGUUUUACGUCUUUUUCGGAUUGAUUUUGAACAUAGGAACUAUGAAUUCAAAUGUUGUUGAUGAUUAUUGGAGAACUCGCCCGCUUGUAGAAAAUCCUGAGGAUUUUAUGAGUCCAGUUAGAUUUGGGGUUAUUUUGAAGUGUUUAAACUUCGAACAUGAGCUGCCUGGGAAGAACAAUAAGAUGUCUAAAAUAUCGCAUAUGAUAGAUUACUUUAAUAUUAUCAUGAGAAAAGUCGUUAAUCCAGACAAAGUUUUAUGUAUAGUGGAAUCGAUGACGGUGCCUUGUUAUGAACACGUGUAUUUAUUGAUAGAUGAGUUCGAUUUAGUGCAUAAAUUGGUAGUCUAUCAAUCCGACGAGAAACCUGGCCCUUAUGUGGCAAAAAGUUUACUCGAAGAUAAACUAGAUGUCGGCCAUUCCAUCUACAUAUCCGACGAUUACAACUCUCUUGAAUUGACUAAGUUCCUUAUUGAUAGAAACACUUAUGUAACAGGACCGAUAAAACGUAAAAGAUUCGGAGUUCUAGAAGAAGUCAAAGAUAAACCACUAGAAAAUCUCGAGAAGAUAGUUAAAUACAACGCCGAUGGUAUUUGCGUUACUAAAUGGAAAGAUCGUCGUGAGAUCAUAAUGAUAUCUUCCGAGUACAGCGGGGAGUGGUUAACGUAUAAAGUUAAUAAACAAAAAAUUAAGAAACCUAUAUGUGUAUUGGAGUAUAACAAAUAUAGGGAUAGCUUCGAAAAGUGUAAUGAAAUAAUGGGGCUGUAUUAUUUCUCGUGCGGCGAGAAGACACACACAACGAACAAAUAUAAGAGAUUGGGCGUGCAUAUAUUGCAGAUAUUGGUGCUGAACGCUUAUAUCUUGUACAAAAAGUAUGGAGGGGAAUCUAUGUCGUUGAUAGACUUUAGAACGGUUGUUGUGAAGCAUCUGCUUUCGCAUGGCAAGCGUCGGAUUUGAUUUGUAAUACAUAUUUAACUAUAGUAAAGAAAAUUUGUUACUUGUUUUUUAUGAAUAGCCGGGUCCACACAGAGCGAGCAUACCCGUGAGGCAAUUUCCUCACGCACAAACCGGCCAGUGUAAAUGUGCCACG
Molecule: messenger RNA, 2253 nt
Organism: Cydia pomonella (codling moth)
Lineage: Eukaryota; Metazoa; Arthropoda; Insecta; Lepidoptera; Tortricidae
Exons: 2
Coding region: 693-2120 (475 amino acids)
Source: RefSeq, a predicted model, not a curated record